AUGUCUUUCGCGCAAGAUGCAGAAAUGCAGCAUCUUGCGCGGCUGCAGCUUGACUACAUCACUGAGUUGCUCUCACAGAACCCAGAGGAAGAUGAAUUGCCUGAACUUAUCCAGGACCUGAUACGCACCCGUCCCUACUUGGAACUCGUUGCCGCGGGGGCCGCAGUGUUCAAUGAAGAGGCUGUUAAUGCUCGAGUCAACAAAGGCUUCUCUGCCCCCGAGUAUGAUCUCGAGGGGCUUCGCGAUCCGUCUCCUUCGGCCACGGCACCUACUCGCCAGGUUGGCGAACUCGUUACCGCUGUUGCUGGCACCAUGGAUGGGUUUCACGCAGACGGACACGAUAUUGUGAUCACAUCUGCUCCUGGUACUCCUCCUGGUCCUUCUGUGGAGGUCGCAUAUCAGAAUGCCUUCGCCCGUCUUGAUGCCGCUCUUCGAGAUAGACAUGAUUGUCUCUCUGACAUCUAUGCCGAUGACAAUGCUGGUGCUCCUCCGCCGACUCCCUGGGAGUUGGAGACUGUUCACUCAAACAGUAGCAAGGUCUCAAAGGUCACGGAAACUGCUCUUGCUUUCCUCUCCAAAACAGAUGUGCGUCACAUCAUUGAAACCCGGGCACAGAGUUCCAGUCAGUCAAUCUCUUCGCGAGGGGCAGAGCAUGGCACCCCUCAAAAGGACUCAACUACCCGCGAUGUCGAAAGUGUCAGCAUUGAGACUGCAUCCCCAACACCAACAACCCACCUCCACCAUGAUGAGGUGGAUGCGGGCCUCAUUUCUUUUGAUGAGGAUCCCACUCCUGCCGGCACUAUCCCGACUACUAUCGGAGAUGUUUCCCCUCCUACGAGCACUUUCGCUAAGGAGUGGGAAGAGAGCGAAUGUGGCAAUGUCGCACUUGAUGUCUCCUGUACCAUCGCCCACUCUGUCGAGUUUGAGACCGAACUUCCGGUGCAGACCUCUGAGGUUGUCCCUUUCUCCACCAAGGGAACUACUUCAGCUCCGAAUGAUGAGUGCAUUGUCUCUACCGAGCCACAGUGCGCUGCUGUAUCCAUCACCGGUGAUGACGCAUUUACACAUGCAACCAGUGUUCACCAGGAUAGCAAUGUUAUCAAGUGCUUCAAAUGUGGUAAAGACUGUGAUGGCAAUGCCAUCACAUGCUCUUGCGGCCAUCAUUAUUGUGCUGAUUGUCUUAACGACGUGGUCAAGGCUUCAAUCCAUGGGUCCACUCCCUUCCCUCCUGUGUGUUGCGAAAUUCCAAUCCCUGUUGACAUCAACUCUUCUAUCUUCGAUGAGAAGAUUUUGUACGAUUUCCUGUGGAAGAAAUUUGGGGCAUCUGAUGUCGGUGAACAGGGUAGCAUCGAUGAACAGGGUGACAAGUCACUGCCCUCUCCCCAUUCUCUCCCUUCUCUUCCAUCUACUCCGUUUACCCCAUCUACCCCAUCUACCCCAUCUACCCCGCCUGUUCCCUCUCCUCCCUCGCUUUCAACCGAGGAGGAAGCGGAGUACUCCUUCAGUGGAUUUGGUGAAGAAGCAGCCGAUAAUGGAGAUGCCAAGUGCCGCUUGUGUCACAAGACUAUUGAGAAAGGCUUGUAUUGCCCUGACUGUUGCUACCGAUGCAACAACAGCAGAGCGGACUGCAAAUGCGACUGGUGGGAUGGCCGCCAGCGCCGUGAAAACGACUUGGCUAUCGUCAAAACCUCAAACUUCCAGACUGCUCAACCACAGGUUGCACCAUUUCGGGGACAACGAAAGCAGUUUGGGGGUAUUUUCCAACGCAACAAUGGAACACCUCGUGAUGAGGCCCAGAAUGGGGCUUGCCAGCACCUAUUGAUGAAGCAGGUCAAGUUUUCGGGUCGAUGUUUUGACUGCCACCACAUGCUGCCUGCGUUUCUAUGGCAGUGCACACGCUGCAAAUACUUAGUUUGCAAACAUUGUGGCAAGAAGCGGGGAAUAUUUUCCCACUGA
Molecule: messenger RNA, 1956 nt
Organism: Fusarium fujikuroi IMI 58289
Lineage: Eukaryota; Fungi; Ascomycota; Sordariomycetes; Hypocreales; Nectriaceae
Exons: 5
Coding region: 1-1956 (651 amino acids)
Source: RefSeq, a predicted model, not a curated record